AUGCAGUCCCUCUCCAUCUUCCGCGCCGCAACCCGCGCCGUUCGCCCUACCGGCUUCUUCAGAGCUCCCCAAUUGGCCCGGUCCCGGAUGCAGUCCCCGGUAACUCUGGCCGCCGCCCGCGCCCACAACUUCGGCACCACCUCCAAGCUCCUCUCCGGACACGAGGACGAGACAUACGAGGAGUUCUCCGCCAGGCGCUUCCCGGAACAGACAUCGGGAUUCACCUGGAAGCGUGUUAUACUGACUAUGUAUCCCAAUCGCAGAUUUGAGAAGGAAUUCGACGGUGUGCAGGAUGUUUUCGAGCUCCAGCGCAACCUGAACAACUGCUUCGCCUACGAUCUCGUUCCCUCCGUUGAGGUCCUCACUGCCGCUCUCAAGGCCGCCCGCCGUGUUAACGACUUCCCUACCGCCGUCCGUGUCUUCGAGGGCAUCAAGGCCAAGGUCGAGAACCAGGACCAGUACAAGCAAUAUCUUGAGUCCCUCGAGGGUCUGCGCCAAGAGCUGGGCGUCGCUCUCCGCGAGGAGCUCUACCCCCAGGAGGAGUAA
Messenger RNA from Penicillium arizonense, 546 nucleotides. RefSeq names its product cytochrome c oxidase subunit VI. The record is from RefSeq and is a predicted model, not a curated record. NCBI's taxonomy places the organism in Eukaryota, Fungi, Ascomycota, Eurotiomycetes, Eurotiales, Aspergillaceae. Gene Ontology annotation, cellular component: mitochondrial inner membrane. Gene Ontology annotation, biological process: mitochondrial electron transport, cytochrome c to oxygen. The coding region runs from base 1 to 546 and encodes 181 amino acids. The transcript is spliced from 4 exons.